AUGACCAAUUCCCGUAAAAUGUGUCUUCGUGGAUGGAGAUUGUCAUUAACUCCCUCCAUAUCGCUUGUGUCUGGUGCCUGCUUAGAGGCACGCCGUGGUGCGUUCAACAAGUUUGAGGCUGUAGACUUUGCUGGUCGUUCACGUAAUGUCUCUAAUGCCUUCAACCCUCUUGAGUUAAAUCUUUUUGAUGACCCUACUGGUGGACUUGCUGCUGGCCCUGCGGAGGAGUUAUCGACGACGGAGAUUGAGCACCAGGUUCGCCUGUACGUAUCUGCCUACUCCCGCUCCCUCUUCUAUCUCCUGUACACACCCUUUGUAGAUGUGAUCUCCGUCCUUUUAGAGCGUGGCCUUGUGCCGGACACGGCGCGUGCGGGUGAAGUGAUGUGUCGCUGGUUUACGGAUGGUGCGCUGACGCUUCAGAACCCGACGUGCGUGGAGGCGGCGAUGGGGCCGGCGGCGUGGCGGGAACUCUGCGCGGGUCUCGACGACUUUUACGCCGACGUGGCGGCCGUUCUUCCCCUGCCGGCGGCGGCGCAGCGCCACGGACUGGCGGCGGAACUUCUCGUGCCGUUCAUGCGGCAACUCGCGAUGGAGCUGCUCGUGCCGGCGCGGCGGCGGGCGGUGGUGGCGGUCCUCCCCGGCCUCGUCCUCGGGCUCGCGAACGGCCGCGCCCCACCCGCCCUCGGGCUGCACCCCACCGACCAGCGGGCCCGCGCCGUCGCCACCGCCGAUCUCUUUCUCAGCGCCGGGCAGGAAACGGGAAAUACAGAUCUCGCCUAUCUCGGCAUUCAACUCCUGCGCGCGAAUGAUAUUCCAGUGCCGUUUCCCAAACAGAAACAGCUUACAAACGUCUUUGCCGCAGCAACACGCAUUCAGACAGACUGGCAAAUGCGGGUUAGUGGACAGCUGGUGGAAGUACUCCCAAAGUGGAUGGAAUACUACAAGAAGGUACAUAACGAUAACGUGAAUGCCAUGAAGCGACUUCACGAAAAGGAUUCUGCAGAAGCAACCGUAGCAGUAGGAGAGAAAUUCUCAGAUAAAAAUGAAACCAAGAAAUUGGCAUCUAAGAAUAAUCCUGAAAAAACCAAUACAACCACUACCACCACCACCACUACUUCUCGUGAUACUAUAAGCAAGAGUAAUAGAAACUCUCAGGAUGAUGAGGGUGUGCAUGACUAUUUUACGAGUCAUAGGGCAGAAAAUUUAGUUCGUCUCUCAGAUCUCGAAAAUCGUAUUUUACAAUGUGUGCGCAAUCGAGAAACUGCCUGGAGUGAUGAAAACAACAAACUUUACUCACGUUUUAGAAGAAAAAGAAGUGGUAACGUUGGGGAACUAAAGAAGGAGAGAGCGGGAGAGGAAGAGGAAGUGGAAGUGGAGUUGGAAGAGGACAAUGAUGAUAAUGAUAUUGUGGAAAGGGUGAAUGCAGAAAAUGUUGGGGGAAAGAGACACUCGCGUAAAAAGGCAGAGGGACAAAAGUCGAAAGGAGAUAGUAAUAAUAGAGAUUGGGAUGACGAUGAUGGUGAUGAAAACAAUAGCAAGUCUAAUGGUUUACAUCUUGGGAAAACGAAGAAAACCAACACUUCUUUAGAGUUUGAAGAGAUAUCACCAGAACCUGCAUCCCGUUCGAAUAAGGUCUCUAAACGGAGUGAGCAACCGAAAAAUACGAAAAGAGGAGGGAAAAAGGAGAUUGAAGAGAAAAAGAAGAAUCCCAAACAAAAAGGAGGAAAGAGAAAAGGGAACACAAACACCAAAGCUUGUGAAAACGACGAAAUGGAUGAAAUACCAUACAAAGAAAACAUGGUGUUUGGUGUAUGA
Molecule: messenger RNA, 1815 nt
Organism: Trypanosoma theileri
Lineage: Eukaryota; Euglenozoa; Kinetoplastea; Trypanosomatida; Trypanosomatidae
Exons: 1
Coding region: 1-1815 (604 amino acids)
Source: RefSeq, a predicted model, not a curated record